GAGCUUCGCGCUUUGAAUGAAAGAGCCUGGGAUGGUGAACAAGACCUUUUUGACGUCAACAAGUCACUCGACUCUUCACUCAAAAAGAAUACGGCAUUUAUCAAGCGACUCCGGACCGCCGUCACCCCUGCAACGCUCGCUACUUUCCUGCAGGAGAUCCGAACUCUCAGUCUGCACAAAUACCUUUCCGAAAUCAUCUCAGCAUGCUUCGAGGGCCUCUGCCGACUCAAGACGCCCGGCGAGGUUGAGGCUGGCGUGGAGAUUGUCAGCGCCCUUCACCAGCGUUUUGGCCCCUCUGAAUUCACUGAGUACCUUGCAUGGCUGCUCGGAAAGGGCAUGGCCACACCAGACAAGAGCCUCCUCAAGACGCUGUCCACCGAAGCUCGAGAAAAGGAGGAGAAGGAGCGCAUAAGCCGCCAGCGAGCCCUUCUUCGUGUUGUGACGGAGCUCUGGCUCGUAGGUGUUGUCAGAACCCUAGAUGAUGCGACUAAACCGGACGAAGCGACAAAGGCUACUGCUGGGAAGACAACAGAGAUCAAGUCGCGGGCCGGUGCCAGGGCUGGCAGCACGGCCGAGCCUUUCCCUCUCGAGGUGCUGAAGGAUCUCCUCGGACACGAUCGCGAGCACGCCAACCUUCCUCUUCUUGUCAUAUUCGUCAAGGCUUUCAGCUGGGAUAUCCUCGGUGUGCACCCCCCUGGAUCCGAGGGCCGGAAGACCGUUGAGGAGGACGGAACAGCUGUUGGCAGUCAGGAUGCGGGAAAGAGCAACGGAACCGUCGACGCUGCCGACCCUACGAUUGACCAGCCAUUCACCCCACCCGAGCUCCGCGAUCGUUUCCGUACCAUCCUCAAGAAAUACUUUGAAGAUGUCAAGGCCCACGUCGUUCGCGACCAAAAGACAAUCCAAUCGCAGGCUCGACGCAACGCAGAAGCAUAUGUGAAGUCUGGCGAGGUCUUUGAAGACCGCCAAUCCAACUAUGAGAAGCAAGUCAAGAAUCAAGAACGUCUGGUGUCCAAUGCCCAGGUUGUCGCGGAUGCCAUCGGUGCUGAGAUGCCUGACUUACGAGACUCGGACGACUCCCUUGCUGCCAAUAGCAACUCGAUUGGCCUAGUCAAGACGGGCGAGUAUCUUCGUUCCAUGGGUGAAGGAGCUGGCAUAUGGGAAGACGAAGAUGAGCGCCGCUUCUACGAGAAUUUCGUCGACCUCAAAGGCAAGGUACCCGCUAUCCUCCUAGAGGACGCCAAGAAGAAGAAGCCCGAGACGGAGGAGCAGGUUGGCAAGAAGCCUGGGACUGUUGAGACGACGGAGGCUCCCAAACCUGCUGUUUCCAUUGCGGCAGAUGAUCCGUCUAUGGCCAUUGCCAACAAGACGAUUGGAGCCCAAGUUGAUGCCCUGAUUUCUCGUUUACCCGACCUCACCAACAAGGACAGCAUCGACGAGCUAGCCAUCGACUUCUGCUUUUUGAACUCAAAGGCCUCGAGGAACCGCCUUGUCAAAGCCCUGACAGAUGUUCCAAAGGGCCGCAGCGAUCUGCUCCCAAACUGGGCCCGACUGGUGGCUACGCUAGGUAGGUAUAUGCCCGAUGUGCCUAAGGGUCUGGUGGACUAUCUCGACGCCGAGUUUCGUAGUCUCCAGCGGCGUAAGGAGAAGGAUUUCCUAGGCCAGGUCCGCCUGAGCAACAUCCGCUACCUCGCCGAGCUGACCAAGUUCGGCAUCGUUCCCGAACACGUCGUCUUCCACUGCCUCAGGGUCAGUAUGGAUGACUUCUCCCGGAUGAAUAUUGAGAUUAUAUGCAACCUCAUUGAGAACUGCGGUCGCUACCUUCUGAGAAAUCCCGAAACGCGCCCGCGUAUGGCAGCUUUCCUCGAGACCCUCCAGAGGAAGAAGUCGGUCCACCAUCUCGGCCAGACAGAACGCAUGCUUAUUGAGAAUGCCGUCUACUACGUCGAUCCUCCGGAGAGAUUGGCCUUGGUGCAAAAGGAGAGAACCCCGAUGGAGAUGUUCAUCCGUAAACUGAUAUACGUGGAUAUGACAAAGCGGAACUACACCAAGAUUCUCAAGCAAAUUCGCCGACUUCACUGGGAAGAAGCUGAUGUCGUUGCCAUUCUGGAAAAGGUUUUUUCGAAGCCCGGCAAGAUGAAGUAUGGCAACAUUUACCUGCUUGGAAUCUUGCUGGGAAAUCUCUACCGAUACCACCCUGCCUUUGUGGUCAAGGUGAUUGACAACGUCGUCGAGUCUAUCAGUCUCAACCUCGAGCAAAAUGACUUUAGGACUUCUCAGCGCCGCGUGGCGGAGGUCAAGUACCUGAGCGAGCUGUACAACUAUAGGAUGAUCGAACACCCUGUCAUCUUUGACACCAUGUACAAGAUCUUAAUGUUUGGUCACGGAGGCAUACCUAUCCCAGGCCGCUUCAAUCCCUUCGACCCUCCGGACGACUUCUUCCGCAUCCGCUUGGUCGCGACUAUGCUGGAGACAUGCGGAGUCUUUUUCAACCGCGGCGCCGCCUCCAAAAAGCUCGAUUCUUUUCUAUCAUUCUUCCAGUACUACGUAUUUACCAAAGGCACACUGCCACUCGACACGGAAUUCAUUGUACAUGAUACCUUCACCCUCACGCGCCCACAGUGGAAUCUCGCGUCUAGUCUCGAGGAGGCUGCCAAGGCGCUCCAGCUCGCCAUGGCUCAGGACCAGAAAGAUGCAGGCCUCGACAAGGGGGCCGAACUCGACGACGCUAUUAGUGAUGCGUCCUCGGACGAUGAUAAUCCGGAUGUUGAUGAGAUGGAGGUUGAGGGUGACGGCGACGAAGAGGACACGGCAUCAGAAGAUGAAGAAGCCGACGAGGACGAAUACGCCGAGGCCGAGAGGGCGAGAGAGAGUGACUCGGACGAUGAGUCCAUUAUCGUUACCCGCCCGGAAGAGGCGGUCGACCCAGAAGACGAGGAGGAGUUUGAGCGAGAGUUUGCCAAGAUGAUGGCCGAGAGCCUCGAGUCGCGCAAGUUUGAGCGCAAGCAGCUGUUUGACGUGCCUCUUCCUGUCAGAGCUAAGACGCGCGAACCAUCAUCUUCGUCUACCGGAGGACCUGCCACGGCCGAGGCUAGUGGUGAGGCGCCGGCUACGACGUCGAAUGGCAAGACAAUGACAUUUUCUCUUCUCACCAAGAAAGGGAAUAGACAGCAGACCAAACAAAUCGACUUGCCAUCCGACUCUACGUUUGCCAUUGCCAUGAAGAGUCAGCAGCAGGCUGAAAAAGAGGAGCAGCAGAGGAUCAAGAACCUUGUUCUCAACUAUGAUCUCCAGCAGAGCGACGAUCAGGAAGUACAACAAGAAAGACCGACAACAUUCCAUCACAACCGCGUCGAGAAGCCAAAGGACCGCGGUCAGAGAGUGCGGCGCCUACAGCUGAGCGACGUUGACUGGUGA
Geosmithia morbida is the source of this 3417-nucleotide messenger RNA. RefSeq names its product regulator of nonsense transcripts 2. The transcript is spliced from 6 exons. Gene Ontology annotation, molecular function: RNA binding; protein binding. NCBI's taxonomy places the organism in Eukaryota, Fungi, Ascomycota, Sordariomycetes, Hypocreales, Bionectriaceae. Gene Ontology annotation, biological process: nuclear-transcribed mRNA catabolic process, nonsense-mediated decay. The annotation marks the transcript as partial. Gene Ontology annotation, cellular component: cytoplasm; exon-exon junction complex. The record is from RefSeq and is a predicted model, not a curated record.